This is a messenger RNA of Paecilomyces variotii, 1980 nucleotides long. Its product is annotated as fatty acid desaturas-like protein. NCBI's taxonomy places the organism in Eukaryota, Fungi, Ascomycota, Eurotiomycetes, Eurotiales, Thermoascaceae. The record is from RefSeq and is a predicted model, not a curated record. The coding region runs from base 225 to 1586 and encodes 453 amino acids. The transcript is spliced from 3 exons. Gene Ontology annotation, biological process: lipid metabolic process.
GGAAGUGAAGGCGGUAAAUCACCUGAUACUUCAAUGCAACAUGUAUGUCCCCUAAUCAAACAAGUGCCACGAAGGAUCGAAUAACAAUAGUUCUUGGGUAGGCUGGAACGGCCUGAUGCUUGGAUUCUCUAGCAAGCUUACUGUAGGCCAUUUAUCCCCUGGGUGGAACUCGCUAAUGAGAACUCGUGGUGGAUCACCGCCAAGAAUUUCCUAUUUCGGUAGGUAUGUUGCGAGACUCCUUAAAUGUAUCAUUUAAGGCCAUAAUUCUUAUUGACCAACUUCUGGCAACGCUGAGUCCUACCAUCACGGCGCCUGGUUCUGACAUGGCGUCUCCGUUACCCUUUCUGACUCGUCAGGACAAGAUCGUGCUCGAGAGUCUGCAAGAUGACAUCACGGCCGGCGAGCACGCGCGCGAAAAUGUCGCUGCAGACGAUGCGCGGAUAGAGCAAUUGGCCGCCAUGGCCGAUAGCUCCGACGAGCGAUUCGAGCCAACGGUCUUCACGGGAUAUGAUUUGCAGUGGGAUACGAAGGAUCCGAUGUUGUUGACCCUGGUAAAGAAGUAUGUAUUGCGUCCGUACAUCAAUUGGGCGCAGACGGUCGUGCGGCGGCCGACCGAUGUGGUGUUUCUCACUCAUAUUUUGCUCUACAUCUCGAUACUGCCCCUGAGCGCAGCCAUUCUCUUCUACCGGUUCACCUGGAUCCAUGCGGUUCUACACGGGGUGAUGGUAGGAGCUUCCUGCGGGCCGUUUACCCUACUGCUCCACAACCACAUUCACAACGGCGGCAUCUUCAAUCGAAGUUACGCCUGGUUCGACCACGCUUUUCCCUACAUCUUGGAGCCGCUGCUGGGCCACACAUGGGACUCUUACUACUACCACCAUGUCAAACAUCACCAUGUCGAAGGCAACGGUCCGGGCGACCUGUCAUCCACGAUCCGGUACCAGCGAGAUGAGCUCCUCGAUUUCCUGAUCUACACCGGUCGAUUUUUGCUCUUUAUCUGGAUCGAGUUGCCUCUCUAUUUCUAUCGCAAAGGCCAGUUGCGGAUGGCGGCGCAAUCGUUCUUUUCAGAGCAGUUUUCAUACUUCACGAUCUUUGCGCUAUCUCGGGUGAACUUUCGCGCGACGAUGGUGACCUUACUGGUGCCGUUAAUAUUGAUGCGGAUUGGCAUGAUGGUUGGGAACUGGGGACAACACGCACUUGUGGAUGAGAUAGACCCAGAUUCGGAUUUCCGAUCCAGCAUUACUCUGAUUGAUGUGCCGAGCAACCGUUUCUGCUUCAACGACGGAUAUCACACAUCGCACCACCUGAACCCCCGCCGGCAUUGGCGAGACCACCCGAUCAGCUUCCUGAAGGCUAAGAACAAGUAUUCUGCGGAGGGCGCCCUGGUCUUCCAGAAUAUCGACUACUUGAUGAUGACAUACCACCUGAUUCGAAAAAACUACGACCACCUAGCGACCUGUCUUAUACCGAUCGGCGAUCAAAUUGGAAAGAGCCCGGAGGAACUGGCGGCCUUACUGCGCACGAAGACGCGCCGGUUCACAGAGGAGGACAUUCAGCGGAAAUACCGGAAGACGGUCUCUAAAUGACUGGAUCUUGCAAGAUCUAUGACGCUUCAGGCGGCUCUCUCCAGAUACUCCCCGCAUAUGCCGUUCGAUUACCUUCAAUAAUCUCAUGUGCGGUCAGCAUUACUGUAAAUACAAUAACGCAAGUCUAUAUCCAAGGAGGCGAAGAAAGAGAAGAUGAUUGUAAGAGGCUCAGCCUUGCCUCUAGGCUCUUACGCCCAAAAAACAAAAGCUUUUCAGCUGGCAUCCGUCAUAUAGCUAUAUGGCCCCGGGGAAUUGGUGAUGAAUUAGACAUAUUUGAAUAAUGUUAAAAGGAUAACCUAGAGUGUAGGCUCAGUGACAACUUAUCUAUCCUUAUAUGAUGCUUAAUAUAGAAGAAGUUUAUAUACCAAAGUCAGCGAAAUAAUUAGAAUUCAAC